Molecule: messenger RNA, 3744 nt
Organism: Amyelois transitella
Lineage: Eukaryota; Metazoa; Arthropoda; Insecta; Lepidoptera; Pyralidae
Product: MPN domain-containing protein CG4751
Exons: 7
Coding region: 161-2842 (893 amino acids)
Biological process (GO): double-strand break repair
Cellular component (GO): BRISC complex; BRCA1-A complex
Molecular function (GO): metallopeptidase activity; polyubiquitin modification-dependent protein binding
Source: RefSeq, a predicted model, not a curated record
UUUCAGUUCAUCUCAUCGUAGCUUGUUCUUGUUUUGUUUGCCUGGUUGUGAUUUUUUACGGUUCUUACCGAAUUACGAAUACCAUAUAUAUAAUAUAUAAUUCAAAGCCUUUUUUGUGUAACAAUAUUUAUAUCAGGAAACAAGUGUUAACAGAUCUACUAUGGAUCUUCAAACAUCUCACUUAGCCGCAGCUUUGAUGUCGGGUUCCACGUAUAAUUCAAUAUCAGAAACUGCACCUGCGCCUGUGGAAACUGAAGAUAAUAAAACAGAUAAAUCUAAUGAAACUCGCAAAGAGCCUUCUGACGAAGAUAAAGAAGAGAUGGCAAGCGGGGAGGAAUACAGUGAUGAGGAAACUGAAGCACAGGCUGGGAGUAAAUCUAUGCCAGGCCGAGGAGUGACAUUGCAAAUGCUUUUGGAAGAAAAAAUGUUAGAGCCAGGGACUGCUGCAAUGACCAUAGAAUACCUGGGUCAAAAGUUUGUUGGUGAUUUACAAUCAGAUGGCAAAAUAAAGUCACAUGAGACAGAGACUAUAUUUUGCUCCCCUUCUGCAUGGGCUAUACAUUGUAAGCGAAUAAUAAACCCUGAUAAACGUUCUGGAUGUGGUUGGGCUUCUGUGAAGUACAGGGGCAAGAAGUUGGAUACCAUCAAAGCAACUUAUCUUCGUAAGAAGCAAAUUCAGCGAGAAAAUAUGCACAGUGAUGAGGAAACAGAGAUGGAAGUAGAGAAUCCUCCUGAACCACCACCACAACGGAUUGUUAUGAAACAUAACACUGUGCCUAACAGAAUGAUGCAACAUGACACCAACAUGCUGAUAGAGGCAGUGUCAUUUUCUUCAGCUGGUAAAGUGCAGCCAUUCUUAGUAUCUGUAAGUUCCAAUGCUUGUUUAGUUCUUGACAUUCAUUGUCAUUUGAAGAAAGAAGAAGUGUAUGGAUACUUAGCGGGAACCUGGGAUCUUAACAGUCAUAAUUUAAUAAUUACACAUACAUUCCCUUGCCUUGUGAGUAAAAAUGAUACCCGUCCAAGAGUAUUGGUUGAGCUUGAAAUACAAAUGGAAAUUGAAAAGCUUGGUUUGACCCUACUUGGUUGGUAUCACUCACAUCCAACCAAUCCAGCUAUGCCAAGUUUGAGGGAUUGCGACAAUCAACUCGAAUACCAAAUCAAAAUGAGAGGUCCAUCGGAAAUAUCAUAUGUUCCUUGUAUUGGAGUCAUAUGCUCGCCAUAUAAUCCGGAGAGCCCAGUGCUGGAAUCAUCGCUUACCUAUUUCUGGGUCAUGCCUCCGCCGGAACAACGCCCUACAGAAUACCCGAGACCUCUGUUACUACAAUAUAACAUGAUACAUGACAGUCACUUGUCAAAACACGCCAUGGAACAAAUAAGGAAAUGUAUUAAAUAUUACAUUACAUAUGCCGAUGAAACAUUUAUCAAUUUUAAGGAUAGUUUUAAACCUGAUAUAACCUAUCUAGAUAAGCUAAAGUGUACAUUAAGCGCAAAAUUCCCUAGGGAACAAAGUGAUGGUUUACUGUGGCAUUUCAUCCGUGAUGAGCUAGGAUGCUCUUCAGAAAAUGACGACAAAAUGGACUUGGACGCCCUUUUAGCAGUACCACAGCCAAUACCUGUGUCCAAACCGAGCCAAACAACAUCAGUGCCUAAUUUCCCGUCGGUUAGUACUUUGCAGCAGAUGGUCAGCCGGCCAGCGGGCGUGCCACCUAUUAAUGUGUCAUCGGGCAUCGGAUCGCCUCAUAAGUUCGAAACGUCGCCCCAACUUAACAUCCCAGUACUGCCUACUUCUUCAAAAUCUUCUAAGUCAGCUACAUCAACUCUUUCGUCUGCUUAUCCCAGUGGAUUGGAUAUGCUCACAAGUAUGGCUUUAGGAUUGGGUUCUUCAAAUCUUCCUUUGCCUUUAGGCGGUAGUGGUUUAGAUAGUCUAGCUGCUGCUAACAGUAUGAUGUCAGGUCUCACUCCGGGUAUGCCGUCUAACUUAUCCGCUAGUUUGUCUAGCUCAAAAUUACCUGAUCCACCGUCUUAUGCUGCGUCAUUGCAAAAUUUGACAAGUAGUAUUGGAAGCUAUGACAAGACAUCCACUAGUACAUCCACGAGUACUUCUUCAGCGACUCCAAUUCCGGCAAGCAUAGCUUCAAAUCUAAUGAUGAGUUCAGCUGAUAUCGCAAACGCUCUCUUUUCGGCAAGCAAGUACUCCAGUGCGGGUAUAUUAGGCAUUCCAGAUCCCAUGUCAAAGUCGACUUUGGCAGCAAACAAUAUGUUCUUGUCUCCAUCUCUAUUGAAAAUGCAAGAAUCUCUGAUGAAGCCAUUAUCUAGUAGCAGUCCUAUUUCUUCAAAGGUUGGUUUAGAUCAAAAUAAUUUGAUGAAGUCUCCUCAUGAUUUGCUAAAAGGUAGUAAAGAUUAUUUGCCGCCUGAUUUCGGAAGUGUUGGAAAAGGUAAAUCAGAGAGUUCUUCUUUGGACUCAAUGAAACAUACCGAAGUCGGCAUGAGUUCUAAAUCUGAAAGUAUCAAAUCAGACCCUAUGGAUAUGGCAUCAGAUUUCAGCAUGCCUUCACGGGUAGGCGGCGAAUCUUUUUUGAAUCAAAUGCUAGAAUUAACAAAAAAGACUACAAUGCCAGAUUAUAUGUCUGACUAUGGACAACCUUUGAAAAUGUCAAAGUCCGAAGACUUGGCGACAUCCGUACCACCUUCUAGUCAUUCUUAUUUAAGUUCUUCCAGUAUUGUGGAUACAAUUGCUCAAGUGGCAAUGGGAAAUUUCUCGAAGCAUGAUGAAUCUUUGGACUAUAGUAAGGAACAAGAUUAUAGCACAAAUAAGAGCAGCAUGAGCGAAAAUGAUAAUUAGUUGAACUAAUAAUAAUUAUCAAAUAAAUAUAAUCUGUCCUUUUCUUUAUCUCAACUAAUAAUUUAUAACAUUACAAUGAAUCAAGUAAAAAUUAUUGUAAACUUUUUUCGGGUCAGUAUAAAUGUUAAUCUAUUAAGACAACGACUGUAAGUUUUGUAUUGUAGCUAGCGAUCGUGGUAAGUGAGGAACAAAAUUCUUUAUAGCUGUACUGGUACGGAUCACAGACUGAAUAUUAUUUAUUUUAAUUUAUAACUACCUAAUUAGUAGUAGGAUACAAUUGUAUUUUAAGCUUAUUUGUGAGAACUCAGUAUCUCUGAAAUCAGCCACAAGAUAACUAGUGUGAACUGCACGGAAAUAUUGAGGUUACAAAUAUUAAGUACCUACUUUCUUAUAAAUAUAGUAUUCCAUUAAUCGCUGGUGUCUUGUGGAAUUAAAUGUUUCAUCUUGGUGAAAAAAUUACUUUAUUAAAUUGUAUUAUUUCAUUUAUGAACACAUUGAAUAAUACACAAAAAAUAAUAAUAACUUUGUCUACUACUAAUAUAAUUUCUUCGUGAGGAGAUUGUACUAAAUUUUAACGGAUCUCAUUAUCAUUUAAUAAUUGUCAAGGGUGUUUUACCUUUAAGGUAUGGAGCCCUGAAAUAUUUUUUUUUCUAUUUUUUCUAUGAAUAUAUAGAUUAAUUUCAGAUUCUUGUAUUGUAACAAGUGUUAAGUUAUGCAAUAUGGAUUCUUAUUGGUAAUAUCAUGAUGGCAUUUAUUGUGUAAUAAUGGUUUUUAAGUAAAAUAAUAAACGUAAUAAAUCAUUUAGAUAUACGUCCAGUGUUAAGUAACUAAUUAAAACAUGCAUAAUCAUUUAGAAUAUGUUUUACAAGUUAACAUAAUAAAUACAUAUUUAUGCGAAUUGU